AUGGACAGCAACGUCGAAACUGCUAUCCGGGGCUGCGACAUAUGCCAAACAGCGGACAAGUCCGCGAAGACGGCACCUGCUCCACUCACUCCUGUGAAACUUCCAGAGGAACCUUGGGAAAAAGUCAGCAUGGACGUUGUUGGUCCUUUUGAAAAGGCCCCACAGAACUGCCGGUACAUGAUCACCUUGAUAGACUACCAUAGUCGGUGGCCCGAAGUGUGCUUUUCGAAUACAGUCACAACUUCAACUGUUAUCGGGUUUCUGCGCCAAAUCUUCAGCAGGGAAGGUCAUCCCGUUGAAAUUGUGACUGAUAACGGCUGCCAAUUCAUUUCCCACGAGUUUCGUGCUUUUCUCCAAGAACGAGGAAUUCGCCACAUACGCUCCUCAGUCUACCAUCCACAAGGAAAUGGUAUGAUCGAGAGGUUCAACAAGGUACUAAAAAGUUUCGUUCAAGUGGCACAGUUAGAGAACCGUCCAAUCAAAGAGGCCGUACUGGAAUACAUCGGGGUGUAUCGUGCUACACCUCACGCGUCAACGGGACUAGCCCCAGCUUUUCUGUUACAUGGAAGAGACAUACGAACACGACUAAAUACCAUCGGUUUUCCAACACGAAAAUUUUUGACCGAGCCAGCAUCGGAAAUUAGUCGCCUCCGAGAGAGAAUUGAGAAGAAACAAGCCCGUCUUAAAGCUUACAUUGAUGAGAAAAGAAGCGCAAAGCAACAACACCUCGAACCAGGGGACUUUGUGCGUGUCAAGCUUCCUGGACACAUCUACAAAGGUCAACUCCGGUACUCCGAACCGAGGAAGAUCAUCAAAAAACGGAGCAACAAUUCGUUCCUUCUAGACGAUAACAGAAUUUGGAACAGCAGCAAGCUUUCUAAGGUUCCGAAAGAAGCGUUGCCAAGACUACUCCGAAGGCCUACUUCCGGAUCGGAUGCAACACCAGUGGCUAUGUACUGGAACGUACCUUCGGAUGAAACUCCUCACCAGACUUCUCCAGACCCCAGUUGGCCGGAUGACAACGGAUCUGGAUCCGGGGCCGCCACAGCCCAGUCCAGGCAAGCUGACGACGAACCUGCUCAAAACUCUGCCACCACGAGCGGAACGACUCAGCAAACGAAGACGGACAAGGUGGACGUUCCUGCUCAGGGAAGUGCAGCUUAG
Ornithodoros turicata is the source of this 1164-nucleotide messenger RNA. RefSeq lists its product as uncharacterized. The record is from RefSeq and is a predicted model, not a curated record. Gene Ontology annotation, molecular function: nucleic acid binding. Gene Ontology annotation, biological process: DNA integration. The transcript has a single exon. Bases 1 to 1164 code for a protein of 387 amino acids. Lineage: Eukaryota; Metazoa; Arthropoda; Arachnida; Ixodida; Argasidae.